Molecule: messenger RNA, 1251 nt
Organism: Fusarium coffeatum
Lineage: Eukaryota; Fungi; Ascomycota; Sordariomycetes; Hypocreales; Nectriaceae
Exons: 1
Coding region: 1-1251 (416 amino acids)
Biological process (GO): isoprenoid biosynthetic process
Molecular function (GO): prenyltransferase activity
Source: RefSeq, a predicted model, not a curated record
AUGAUCCCCACGGCCGACCCCAUUCUCUCCCUCAACCCUGAGACCUUGCCCCCGUCAGCUUUGCACAUGCUAUCGCUGUCGCCCAAGGCAAUGCAUAAGAUGCCCGUCGUCUCCAACUCACUUGUCUCUCCAAAUGCUAUUCCUCCUCGCACCUCAAGCAACGGCGUCCCGACCUCUCUCAACGCGACCCCAACUAAACCCGUCUUGCGCCCCGUCCCCGAAGGCGACUGGUUGAGCCAGAAACAAGAAGCAGCAAAGACACAAGUCGCAAACCCUGGGUACGGCGUCAUGGCUGCUCCCAACCCUCCUCCCGACCCCGAGCGCUACGCUCACGAGGAUCUCGAGUUCACGGCUAAGCGCUCUUGGAAUCACGACAAGGAGAGCGUUGUUCGUGGUCCUUACGACUAUGUCAUUAGCCACCCCGGCAAGGACUUCCGCGCCCAACUGAUCGGCGCCUUCAAUGCUUGGCUUGAUGUGCCCGCACCAAGCCUCGAGGUCAUUACCCGCGUCGUCGGCAUGCUACACGAGUCUUCGCUCCUUAUCGACGAUGUACAAGAUUCGUCCGAGCUGCGCCGUGGCUUUCCCGUCGCACACAACAUCUUUGGUGUCGCCCAGACUAUCAACUCGGCCAACUACGUCUACUUUGUCGCUCUGCAAGAGCUGCACAAGCUCAACAACCCAGAGCUGAUCACCAUAUUUUCUGAUGAGCUCGUAAACCUCCACCGGGGCCAGGGGAUGGAUCUCUUUUGGCGAGAUACCCUGACCUGCCCUACCGAAGAGGAUUACCUCGAAAUGGUCGGCAAUAAGACGGGUGGUCUAUUCCGUCUUGGUAUCAAGCUCAUGGCCGCGGAAGCCAACGGUCCUACCGAUUGCGUACCCCUCGUCAACUUGAUUGGUCUCAUCUUCCAAAUUCGCGACGACUACAUGAACCUAUCUUCCAAAGAAUACAGCCAUAAUAAGGGAAUGUGCGAAGAUCUGACUGAGGGCAAGUUCUCGUUCCCAGUUAUCCACAGCAUCCGCUCCAACCCCACAAAUCUUCAGCUCAUCAACAUUCUCAAGCAAAAGACCAACGACAUCCAGGUCAAGCGCUACGCCGUCUCCUACAUGGAGUCCACCGGCAGUUUCGAGUACACUCGCAAAGUCCUUGCUGUUCUCGUCGAGCGAGCCCGCAAGAUGGCCGAGGACCUUGACCAGGGCCGCGGUAGCACAAAGGGCAUCCAGAAGAUCCUCGACAAGAUGGCCAUUCCCUAA